AUGAUCGGUAUCAUCAUGAUGUUGAUGAUGAUGAAAUGUUUGGAUCAUGGUACUCAGGGUGGUGGUAGUCAUGAAUCAUCACCAGAGGAAGCAGCAGCAGCUGAGACUAAGAAGAGGCUUUUGGCAUUGUCUAAGGAUAAGAAACAACAACAACAAGAAGAAGAAACAGUGGAUGAAGAUGAUGAUGUUAGGGAGUCUAAACUCAUUGUCAAGAGUCGUUAUGAUGAGGAUAACUAUUCUAAUGGCCAUACUUCAGUAUGGGGUACGUAUUAUGAUAGAGCUACUCAUAAGUGGGGUUAUGCUUGCUGCAAGACAUUCGAUCGUUGUGGUUACUGUCCUAAUGCAAGUGAUAGUAAAAGGAGAGUAGCAGCAGAGGGGGAGACUACUGGUGUGAAGGAAAAGAAGAAAAGAAGAAGAAGAUGA
Molecule: messenger RNA, 423 nt
Organism: Perkinsus marinus ATCC 50983
Lineage: Eukaryota; Perkinsozoa; Perkinsida; Perkinsidae
Product: step II splicing factor slu7, putative
Exons: 4
Coding region: 1-423 (140 amino acids)
Biological process (GO): mRNA splicing, via spliceosome
Cellular component (GO): spliceosomal complex
Molecular function (GO): pre-mRNA 3'-splice site binding
Source: RefSeq, a predicted model, not a curated record